AUGCCACCAAGUCACAUUUUAUUCGAGUCCUCAGCGGGAUAUCUCUUGCUGAAAUGCAAUAACGUUGAAGAAAUUGCUAGCAAAACUAAAGCAGUACAAGAGCAAAUUAACGACUACCACCAUUUCUCUAAGAUUGUAAACAUCGUUUCCAUCUACCCAUUCGCAGAUGCCGCAGAAGCUCUUCAAAAUGCGAACUCCGUCUCUGAGGGUGAACUCACUGAUCAAUUGAAAUCUCUCCUCGAGCAAAACCUUCCAAAGGGUUCGAAGUCUGGUGUCGUUCUUGGUGUAUCAGAUAAAGCUUUAGCAACUUCAAUCAAAUCUGAACUCAAAAUUGAAGGUGACGUCUCAGAUUUAUCAUUAGAGUUGAUUCGUGGUGUACGUAUCCACGCUGAGAAGCUCAUUGAAGGUUUAUCACAAGGUGACCUCUUGAGAGCUCAACUCGGUCUCGGUCACUCUUACUCAAGAGCCAAGGUUAAGUUCAACGUUAACAGAUCAGACAACAUGAUCAUACAAGCUAUCGCACUCGUUGAUCAACUCGACAAGGAUGUUAACACUUUCUCAAUGAGAGCACGUGAAUGGUACGGUUGGCACUUCCCAGAAUUAGUCAAGAUUGUUCCAGACAACCAUCAAUAUGCUCUCUGUGCAAGAUUGAUUGGUGACAAGUCAACUCUCACCGAAGAAAAAAUUCCUCAAUUGAUGGAAAUUAUCGAUGAUGAUGAAACACGCGCUAGAAACGUUAUUGACGCUUCAAGAUCUUCAAUGGGUACAGAUAUCUCACCAGUCGAUUUAAUCAACAUCAAGAACUUUGCUGACAGAGUCGUUGGUUUAUCUCAAUACAGAAAGAACUUACACGCUUACUUAUUGGAAAAGAUGAACCUCGUAGCACCAAACUUAUCAGCAUUGAUUGGUGAAUUUGUCGGUGCGAGAUUAAUCUCACAUGCUGGUUCUUUGACAAACUUAUCAAAAUAUCCUGCAUCAACCGUUCAAAUUUUAGGUGCUGAAAAGGCUUUAUUCAGAGCUCUCAAAACUAAAGGUAACACACCAAAGUACGGUCUCUUGUACCACGCUUCAGCUAUCGGUAGAGCUGCACCAAAGAACAAGGGUAGAAUUUCAAGAUUUUUAGCAAACAAAGUUACAAUUGCCUCAAGAAUUGAUUGCUUUAGUGAUGCUCCAACAACUAAAUUUGGUGAAGCUCUCAAGAACCAAGUUGAAGAAAGAUUACAAUUCUACGAAACUGGUCAAGCUCCAUCAAAGAACGUUGAUGUUAUGAGAAAGGCAUUAGAUGCUAUUGCAGCAGACAUGGAUCUCGAAGAUGAAGAUGCAAGCGAUGAUGAAAAGAUGGACGAGGAUAAGCCAAAACUUUCAGAAGAGGAAAAGAAAGCUGCUGAAAAGGCCGCAAAGAAGGCUGCCAAGGCCGCUAAGAAGGAAAAGAAGGAGGAACCUGAAGAAAAGGAAGAAAAGAAGAAAGACAAGAAAGACAAAAAGAAGAGAAAAUCAGAAGUAGCUGAGGAAUCUGCAGAAACUCCUGCUGAAUCUCCAGAGAAGAAGGACAAAAAGAAGCGUAAGAGUGAAGGUGGUGAAACAAAGGAAGAAAAGAAAGCUCGUAAACGAGCUAGCAAAGGAGGUGCUGAGUAAAAAAAACUUAUUAGAGUACAUGUAUUUUUAUUAUAUUCAUUUCAUUCUUAUUUAAUUAAACUUUA
This is a messenger RNA of Wallemia mellicola CBS 633.66, 1700 nucleotides long. Its product is annotated as Nop-domain-containing protein. Gene Ontology annotation, cellular component: small-subunit processome; box C/D methylation guide snoRNP complex. Gene Ontology annotation, molecular function: snoRNA binding. The transcript is spliced from 3 exons. The record is from RefSeq and is a predicted model, not a curated record. The coding region runs from base 1 to 1635 and encodes 544 amino acids. Lineage: Eukaryota; Fungi; Basidiomycota; Wallemiomycetes; Wallemiales; Wallemiaceae.